Messenger RNA from Haliaeetus leucocephalus (bald eagle), 7800 nucleotides. RefSeq names its product immunoglobulin superfamily, member 10 (gene IGSF10). NCBI's taxonomy places the organism in Eukaryota, Metazoa, Chordata, Aves, Accipitriformes, Accipitridae. The record is from RefSeq and is a predicted model, not a curated record. The transcript is spliced from 7 exons. Gene Ontology annotation, molecular function: protein binding. Bases 205 to 7800 code for a protein of 2531 amino acids. Gene Ontology annotation, cellular component: extracellular region.
UGCCUGGCCACCCUCCCCGGCAGCAUCGCCUGUCCCAGGCUCUGCGCCUGCUAUGUGCCCACCGAGGUGCACUGCACAUUCCGGUACUUCACAGCCAUCCCACCGCACAUCCCUCCAAACGUGGAGCGCAUCAACCUGGGUUACAACAGCUUGCUUAAACUGACGGAAACAGAUUUUUCUGGCCUGGAGAAACUGGAGUUACUGAUGCUGCACAGCAAUGAGAUAAAUACAAUCCCUGAUAAGGUGUUCAGUGAUUUAUGUUCAUUACAGGUCUUAAAAAUGAGUUAUAACAAGGUCAGAGUACUUCAGCAGGAUGUUUUUUAUGGUCUGAAGAGCUUGGUACGGUUGCAUAUGGACCACAAUAAAAUUGAAUUUGUAAAUCCCAAUGUUUUCUAUGGACUCACAUCACUGAGGUUGGUCCACUUGGAAGGAAAUCUACUUAAGCAGCUUCAUCCAGAUACUUUUGUCACCUUGCGCUAUAGCCAAAUAUUUAAAAUAUCCUUCGUGAAGCACAUAUAUUUGUCUGACAACGUGUUGACUUCACUACCACAAGAACUGUUUUCCUACAUGUCUGAGCUGGAGAGCAUUUACCUUCAUGGAAACCCAUGGUCCUGUGAUUGCAAUCUACAGUGGUUUGCAGAAUGGGCAAAAGAGAGACCAGAUAUUAUAAAGUGCAAAAAAGACAGAAGUUCUGGUGGUCAGCAAUGCCCAGUUUGUGCUAGUCCCAAAAAUCGUAACGGGAAAAGCUUACUGGAUAUUCCUUCUGCAUCUUUAACCUGCACUAAGCCAGCCAUACAUGACUCCCUCAAAUUUAAAAACCUCACAGUGCCAGAUGAUGGGGAUUUCAGUUCCAUAUCUCCCAAGGACUUCAUAGCUCCUAUAGGAUCCAUGGUUUUGAACAUGACUGACCAAGCAGGAAGUCGAGGUAACUUGGUUUGCACCAUCCAAAAACCUAAAGAAAUGUCUCCCAUCUCAUUCGACAAAGAUGGCAACAGUACAGUACUCAAAACAUCAUUCUCAGCAUUUCUUGUGUGUGGCAUUGAUUAUGAACAUAUUCAGCAGCUAUGGAGUAUACUGGCACUGUACAGUAAUUCCCCCUUAAAACUGGAAAGGAAUGUCCUAGCAACUAAUGUGCCUUUUAUUAGUUACAAAUAUAAACAAAUCUACUCUGAAAAAGAUGAACUUUUUACCAAUAUAGAGACUGAACUGAGAGCUGAACCAUCGUGGUUAAUGCAAAGCAAAGUGGCAUUACAGCUAGACAGGACAGCAACCACACUUAACACAUUGCACAUCCAGUACUUUACGGAUGCUCAGAUUAUUUUGCCCAGUACUGACAAAAAACAGGUGAGAAAUAACUGGACCAUCAUCUCCAGGGACAACAAAAUGCAGAUGGAGCACACUGUUUUAGUCGGAGGGACCGUAGAACUAGAGUGCCAAGCAAUUGGAGAACCAGCUCCUGCAAUAGAGUGGAUAUUGGCUGAUGGGAGCAAAGUUAGAGCUCCUUAUAUCAGUGAGGAUGGAAGAAUCAUAGUAGUUAAAACUGGAACAUUCACGUUACGGACAGCUGAUACUUUUGACACUGGGCUUUACCACUGCAUAGGCACAAAUUACAACGAUGCAGAUACUCUCACAUUUAGGAUUACUGUGGUCGAUCCCUACGUGGAACACAACAGUGUAAAUGGAGCCCAACGUUCUACGUUUGUUGGCAGCACACUUUACCUUCCCUGUACAUCCACUGCUGUUCCAGAUGCUGCCAUUAGUUGGGUGUUACCUGAGCAUGCAAUUCUUCAUCAUUCUGUAAGAAACAAACAUAUUUUUGACAAUGGUACCUUGAGAAUACAAGGAGUAACAGAGCGAGACAGUGGCUACUUUCAAUGUGUUGCAGCCAACCAGUAUGGUGUUGAUCUUUUGGUUUUCCAAGUGCUAGUUAGAAAGGAUAAAACCACUCUAAAGAAAAAGCAUGUAGAUGUGGGAGAAUGGGAAGAGGGUGAUGGCUCUGGUAAUGCAAUGCUGGCCUCUGCUACAACACAGAAACAGUCUUUAGCUACUCUGGCUACCCUGACAGCUAAUCAGGAAUCUGCUGCCUUGGCAUCCAGAAAUCGGGUCGCGCAGAGUGCACACAAAAGGAACAGCUACGGGAAGAUGACUUACAGGCACUACAGGGACAAAAUAAGCAGGCAGUUUCGAGGACACAGAAGACAGUUUGUUUCCUCAGCCAGGAGAGUCGAUCCACAGCGCUGGGCAGCCUUGUUGGAAAAAACAAAGAGGAACUCAAUGUUGAUAGAAAAACGAGGAGAAGUUGCAACAAAACCACCUAUUCAAGUCCAAAAGUUCUCAGAAGUACCUGAGCAUGAGGAGGAAACAUCUGGUGAUCUUGUAUCUCCAGAAGAAGAAUUCACGAUGCCACUAACAGAGACAGCCACUGUAUCUACUCUGGGGAGGGCAAUGGAAAGCGUGAUAACUGCAGGGCCUGAGACAACUGCAAAGGCAGUAACUCCCCUACCCUCUCCUUUCUCACAGUCUGUGUCAUCUGACAGCAGAAGGCCACAAACAUAUCUAACACCUACAAACUCAUGGGAAAGAUCUGAUUUAAGUCAAAUAUCAGCAAAUGGUAUUAAACAAUCAGCUAUAUCAAAUGGAGCAAGCAGAACAUCUACACUCUUCCCUACUGGGCUAAGGUCAGUAUAUUCUGGGCAAAGUAAUAACCAGCAUUUAAAAUCUGUAUCUACGACACCCAGCAAGUCUGUAACUUCCCAAAAUGCAAUGGACAAGCUACAUGUUUUUACUGAGUCUAUUGAUAAGAUUUCCACCAAAACAGAUCACCAGAUAUCUGUAGUGACUGUCAGUGAACCAAGUCCUGAAUUUGGUCACAUUUAUUUUCAUAGUACUCGGAAACAAGUAACUCCUAAGCCACCAUUGGCCUCAACUAUCAUUACUCAUCAGCAAAUUCAGAUUAUUCAGGACAUUACAACUCACACACCCCAGGCCCAGCAGCAAUAUGGAAGACGAAGGAAAAUUUCUGGUAGGAGACAAAUUGUUAGACCAGGACGUAUUCCAAGUAUGAAAGAGCACAGAUACAGUUUUGGGAGGCCAGGAUCUGUCAGAGGAAGUACGACUGUAACUGCAGAUGUUCAACUGAAUAUGAAAUAUGUAUCAAAUUUACCAACCUUAAAUAAUUCAAGCAGCUCCAUCAACGUACUUAGCCCAGAAGCACCUCUGUCCUCCCCCUCUACCAUGAAUAUGCCAUUGGAGCACCCAGUGGGUACUCAUCAAAAGACAGCAUUCCUCAGGGAAGAGGAAAGUGAACCUAGUGCAAGGCAAAAAGCUACGACAACAGUCACGCCUUUCAUUACAAGGGGCACCCAAGAUAAUCCUCAAUGGAAAUUAGAGAGCAGUGCUCCAUUUCAGACAAAUGCUGAUAUCCAACCUUUUAGCAUCAGACUACCAACAAUGGGAAUCCACACAGCUCAUAUUGCUACAGAAAUUACACAUACCACAAGCACUGACACAUCUUCCACCCUUGAAUCAGUCUCACCCAGCAUUAAGCCUAGAACCUCACCAAAAAAUUCCCAAAGAGGAAAAAUUACUUGGGAACAUCUCUUUGGAAAUGGUACACAAAAAGUGGUUCUGAAGAAGCUACCAAAACAAUGGACAGAUAGAUUUCCAUCAACAGAGGUAUUGUCCAUGCUUCCUAAAACUAUGGCACCAUUAUCUACGUCCAAAAUAUCUCCUUUGCACUGUACACCUAUUUCAACAGGCGGGAAUCACAGCAGUGGUUUCCUGUCUUUAAACCAACCCAUUCAUUAUGGCAAUGGUAAGUCAGAAGAACAUCUUCCCACUGCAAAACCGCAUUCUUACUCUAAUCUUGCAACUAGCGCAACCGAAGAAAUGGAUGUAACAAGUCUGAAGCCAACAGUUACACCUAUUAGUACUCCUCAAAGUGACACCAAAAGUAAAAUAUUCAGAGUGGGAAGAAAGAGAAGUCAGAGGAGGAAGAGGCCCCCUAAAACAUCUACUUCACAAAGCCUGACUGCCGGCCGCAGCACUGCAGCGAUUCCCUCAGUGAAUACAGCCACGCCUGUCAUGACAACAGUUCAAUCGGGAACUACGCCUACAAGUUUUAUGCCUGCAAAACCUCUCUCUGAGAGUGCAAGCGCAGUCUCGGUGACAGAAGUGCCAACACUGUGGAUCCUUAACGCACCAGCGGUACCUCAGCACGUGCCCACAGCAGCCAUGCAGACAUCAGUGACCCCUGUCACACGGAGGAACAUCCAGUCAGCCACGUUACCACCCGGCAGUCAUACUGCUCAGAGCCCCACCAUGCCAAUCCAACCUUCCAGCACCACAAGCGCACGACCUGCCACAGUCUGUGCAACGUCUGGGUCAGAACUGGCUCAGCAAACCAAAGCCACCACCGCAACGGCAGGUGAAAACUCACGCCUGAAAAUGGAACAGAGGGUUAUCCAAGAAAACCACGUAGCCCAGCCCACAGUCCUAGCCAGAACCGAGUCAAGUGCUCCUGCUGCAAACACAGACAUCGCUCCUCGCAGCGCUCAGCAUCCCACCCCACUGCCAGCCCCAACAGCAGCCGUGCCACCUGCACGUACUGCGAGAACCACCUCGCCUCUGGGGGCAGGAAUCAAAUUCUGGCAGAAGCCCUUUGCUGAAGUCACAGAGAGAGGCAACACAUUAACUGUCAAUACACUGACCACACUGAAGUCAUCACAGAUGGUGACUCUGCGUGCUCCUCUGUGGGGAAGGGACAAGGACGGUUCUGUCAAAGGCUGGUCUGAAAAGAGACAAGGUCAAGAAACUAUCACCACCAAUCCUGUAGCCUUGGAGUCUUUAAGUAGAAAUCAUUUUGCAAAGCCCAGAAUAACUGGAGGAAAAUUAGCUGCUUUUACCGUGCUAGCUAAUUCAGAUGCUUUUAUUCCUUGUGAAGCUACUGGUAACCCUCGUCCAACAAUACAGUGGACCAAGAUAUUGUCAGGGACCGAUGCUCUAGGAGGCCGAGGUGACAGCAGAUGGAUGGUGUUUGCCAACGGCACGCUCUCCAUCGCCCGGGCAAGCCUGGAGGACCGUGGGCAGUACCUGUGCACCGCAGCCAACCUGCAUGGCACGGCACGGCUCCUGGUCACCUUGUCGGUAGUGGCCUACCCGCCCCGCAUCACUGGUGGAAGGUGGCAGCUCCUCACCGCUCACUCCGGAAAGCCCGUGGCAGUGAAGUGCAAAGCUGAGGGCAGGCCUCCUCCCACCAUCUCGUGGGUUCUAGCAAAUAAAACACACAUCUCCAACUCUUCUGCAGGAAAUAACAAAGUUCACGUGGAACCCGACGGCACUCUAAUUAUCAAGGAAGUCACCGUUUAUGACAGGGGCCUCUACACGUGCAUGGCUAAAAACCCAGCGGGCACUGACACGCUGGUUGUAAAACUGCAGGUCAUUGCGGCACCUCCCGCUAUUCUGGAAGAGAAGAGGCAACGUGUUGAAGGAAUGAUGGGGGAAAACCUGAAGCUCCCUUGCACCGUGAAAGGGAAUCCUCAGCCCACUGUCCACUGGGUCCUCUUUGAUGGCACAGUGGUGAAACCUCUGCAGUUUGUAAACGCAAAGCUGUUCCUGUUCUCCAACGGUACCCUCCACCUCAGCAACAUUGCCCCUGCUGACAGCGGGAAUUACGAGUGCAUAGCCACAAGCUCGACUGGCUCGGAAAGGAGGGUGGUGAGCCUCGUGGUGGAACACAGAGAUACGCUUCCAAAAAUAGCUACCGCCUCUCAAGAAAUGACUCAUUUGAAUUUUGGGGAUAAGUUGCUUCUGAACUGCACAGCGACUGGGGAGCCAAAGCCCAGGAUCAUCUGGAGGUUACCCUCCAAGGCAGUUGUUGACCAGUGGCACAGAAUGGGAAGUCGAAUCCAUGUCUACCCUAACGGAUCCUUGGUUAUUGAGGCAGUUACUGAAAAGGAUGCAGGUGACUAUUUGUGUGUUGCAAGAAACAAAAUUGGAGAUGAUCUGAUACUGAUGAAAGUCAGCAUCACAAUGAAACCAGCCAAGAUUGACCAGAAACAGCAUUUCAAGAAACUGGUGCCAUACGGAAAAGAUUUCAUAGUGGACUGCAAGGCCUCUGGGUCACCCGCACCAGAAAUAUCCUGGAGCUUGCCAGAUGGUACGGUGAUCAAUAAUGCGAUGCUGGCAGAUGACAGUGGACACAGGUCUCGCAGAUACGUCCUCUUUGACAACGGAACUCUGUAUCUCAACAAAGUGGGAGUAACAGAAGGAGGAGAUUAUACCUGCUACGCUGAAAACACACUGGGAAGAGAUGAAAUGAAGAUACGCAUCACAGUCAUCAUGGCAGCCCCUCAGAUAAAGCACAAUUACAAGACAUACGUUAAAGUGAAAGCUGGAGGUAUAGCAUUACUGGACUGUGAAGCUGUUGGAGAACCCAAGCCAAAAAUAUUCUGGUUGCUACCUUCCAGUGACAUGAUCUCCUCGUCAACAGCCAGACACUUCCUGCAUGCCAAUGGUUCUCUAUCAGUCAGUCAAGUCAAACUGUUAGAUGCUGGGGAGUAUAUGUGUGUUGCUCGUAAUCCUGGAGGGGACGAUACAAAAUUGUAUAAACUGGAUGUUGUUGCUAAACCACCUAUCAUAAAUGGUUUAUAUGUGAACAAAACAAUCAUGAAAGUGACGGCCGUGAGGCAUUCAAAGAAACAAAUUGACUGUAGGGCAGAAGGGACACCUCCCCCUCAGAUUAUGUGGAUCAUGCCUGAUAAUAUUUUCCUAACAGCUCCCUAUUAUGGGAGCAGGAUUGUAGUACACAAAAAUGGGACACUUGAGAUUCGGAAUAUAAGGCCUUCUGACACAGCAGAGUUUAUCUGUGUGGCACGUAAUGAUGGGGGAGAGAGUAUGUUGGUGGUGCAGCUGGAGGUAUUAGAAAUGCUAAGGCGACCAAUAUUUAAAAAUCCAUUCAAUGAAAAAAUAACAGCCAAGCCUGGGAAAACCACCACCUUGAAUUGUUCUGUGGAUGGAAACCCUCCACCUGACAUCAGCUGGAUGUUGCCUAAUGGCACGUGGUUUUCCAGUGGCAUCAAGACUUCCCAGUUUCUCACAGGAAGCAACGGUACCCUUACCAUCUAUAAUCCUGAUGGAGGCAAAGCAGGAAAGUAUCGCUGUGCUGCUAGGAACAAAGUUGGCUACAUUGAAAAGCUGAUCAUCUUGGAGGUUGGCCAGAAGCCCAAUAUUCUCACUCAUCCAACAGGGCCAGUGAAGGGCAUUAGCGGGGAGUCAUUAUCGCUUCACUGCCUGUCUGAUGGGAGUCCCAAACCAAAUAUAGCGUGGACUCUGCCAGGUGGCUAUGUGCUGGAUCGACCGCAGAUCAACUGGAAAUACAUUCUGCUGGAAAACGGUACUUUGGUUAUACGAGAAGCCACCAUUCACGACAGAGGAAAUUACGUGUGCAAGGCCCACAACAACGCCGGAGACUCCUCCAUAACUGUUCCUGUUGUUAUUGUAGCCUAUCCCCCGAGGAUUACGAACAGACCACCGCAGACCAUACACACGAUGCCUGGUGCAGCACUUCAGCUCCACUGCGUAGCACUGGGAAUACCAAAACCAGAAAUUACCUGGGAACUACCUGACCGCUCAGUACUCCCUACAGGUCACCAAAGCCGAGCACCUGGGAGUGAACUGCUUCACCCCCUGGGGACGUUAGUCAUCCAGAAUCCCCAACCCUCAGAUUCUGGCGCGUACAAGUGCACAGCGAAGAACCAUCUUGGCAGCGAUUUCACAGUAACAUAUGUUCACGUCAUUUGA